UCCGGCGUGGCCCCAUUCACAGAAUGUUGCAACAUUGUGUCUGCGGCUCGGGAUCCCGGCGUUCGCAACAUUGUGUCUGCAAACUCAUCAGGAGCCAGUGCUGGGGCUGAACGAACUGGCGCCGGCCUCACUUUUGCAGCCGAUUCUUUUGAGUUGAAAGGCUUACUGAGGACCUUCCAGCCUUUACGCCACGCCCCUCCCAUUGCUAUGGGCCUGGAGUCACAUAAGGGCCAGACCAGGCAUGUGUUGAAGGUAGAGGGAACUGUACAUGGGCUAAUGUUAUCCCUUGCUGCAUGUGCACAUCUCGGUGACUGAGCAUCUUUGGCAGUGAGGAACAACAUGUACUUCCAGCCAGGGUCUGUCUGUAGUGCAUACUGGGUACAUCCAGGUACAGACCAUCCACAAGAAUAUCUGUUCAUUCCCUCCUACACGCAAGGAGAGUGGUAAUUCAUUGGGAAAAUGAGUUCAGGCUGAAUGUGGUCCUACAUUUGGUGAAGAGAACAUCAUAACAGACUGGAUUGGACCAGAGAGUAAUUAAACUCUAAACUUCCCACAGUCCUGACAUGAGCAAGCAGCUUUUCCAAAAUAAGAUGAUGUCAGGCCAACGCAUUGUUUCUGUACUUCUGCCAAACAAGGAACAACUUGAAGUUCUCAUUGGGGUAAAAGCUACAGGCCAGGAUCUCUACAAUCAAGUCUGUGAUAUGCUGAAGAUCAGGGAGGGUCACUUCUUUGGUCUGAGUGUGGUGCAAAACAAUGAACAUGUUUUCAUGGACUUGGAACAGAAACUCACUAAAUAUUUCCCCAAGGAAUGGAAGAAAGAAAUGAGCAAAAACAAUGAAAAGUUCGGUGCUCCAUUCGUGGUUUGCUUCAGGGUGCAGUAUUAUGUUGAAAAUGGAAAAGUAAUGAGUGACAAGAAAGCCAGACAUUUCUACUAUUGCCAACUGAAAGAGCAGGUUUUAAAUUCACGGUGCACAAGUAAAGAGGAAGUCUACUUUCUGCUGACAGCAUAUGCUCUGCAGGCUGAUCUGGGCAACUACAGAAAGCGUGUGCACACCGGAAAAUAUUUUGAGCCUCAGCAUUACUUCCCUCAAUGGGUAAUUAACAAAAGGGGCUGUGACUACAUUUUGAAGCACAUUCCAGAAAUGCACAGAGAGCACCGUGGCCUGUCUCAGAAAGAGGGGUUGCUGCGGUUUAUUAAAGAGGCUUGCCUUUUGGAGGAUGUGCCUGUUCAUUAUUACAGGCUCCAGAAAGAUAAGAAAGAAGAGCGUCCCUCUGUAGUGCUUGGGCUCACUUUGAGAGGCAUACAUAUUUAUCAGGAAUCUCAUGGCAUCCGACAGUUGCUAUAUGACUUUCCGUGGUCAAAUGUCGGCAAGCUUACUUUCCUGGGAAAGAAGUUUGAGAUCCAGCCAGAUGGUUUACCCUCUGCCCGGAAGCUGAUCUAUUACACAGGUUGUCCGUUCCGAUCCAGGCAUUUGCUGCAGCUCCUCAGCAGCAGCCAUCGCCUCUACAUGAACAUUCAGCCUGUGCUCAAACAAAUUCGAAAAAUUGAAGAAAUGGAAGAGAAAAAGCGCUACAGAGAAUCGUACAUCAGUGAUGCCUUUGAGAUGGAUCUUGAGCGACUAGAUGAGCACUCUCAUGGCAGUGGAAGCAGCCAUGGAAGCACAAGGAAUAAACGGCUCUCCCGUCAGUCAACAGUUAGCCAUGGUAGUUCGCAUACUUCUGGAAUUGAGGCAGAUUCAAGGCACAGAAUGUCUGUGGAGAUGACAGUGGAUGAACCAUUCUCCACUGAACUUGUGCACAGUAUAGUUAAGUAUAAUAGCUCAAUGAUGAGCCGCAGGAGUUCCCACACAUCAGGAAUAGAGAGUAGCAGCAAAGAACGGACUGACGAUGAUGAGGUGGAGGUCCCUGUUGAUGAUCCUCUUGAAACAUCUCAAAAUAAUGAUGUGAUCAAAGGUGAAUCUGUUGAUUAUCCCACUUUAAAAUCGGACUAUAGGCAAGAUGUUCGCAUUGAUACUGCUGUGAGUUUGUGUGAUCCUUCAGUAAAACUUCGAGGACAAAGUGUAGACUCGCUUUCACAGGCUCCUCGAUCUAAACGUAGAAACUCGACUGAUCGCCACAGUCAGAGUUUGGACGAUGUGCGACUGUACCAACAGCAACUACCUUUAGGCUCUACUUUAUCUUCAGACAGCUCCCAGAGCUACACCUUUGGUUGUAUCAAUGACGACAAAGAUAGCCAAUUUUGCUACACUUACUACACAGCGGACUGUAAAACUAAGUCCACCUUUUAUGGAAAACGUUCAAUGAACUGUCUAUCUCUCGAUCUUCUUGGAGAAGAACAACUGCUGGAAUUUGUGGUAUAAUUAAUGGCAAUGUCAUCAUGAUAAAUUUGCUAACUAGCCAAGCCCGGGACUGAUCUAUUCUUGAGUAUUAAAUUAUAAUUUAAGUAAAUUGCAUUGUGUGAUAAGUGUGAACAUGUCCUGCAAUGGAAGUUCACAAUUGGGAAGACUCAAAAAUAUUAAGCCUAACAGUAAUUUCUUUAAGUGAUUUAAUGGAUUAUUUUAUACCUCAUCACUACUUGCAACCCAAACUGAAGACUCGUCACGUGAAGCUAAGAGCAGUUGUUGGAGUAAUUGCCAGAUCUCCUGUUGUGAUUUUGCAACAAGUUUUAUUUAAUAUGUAGAAAGCAAUUGGGAAAACUCUUAAUCAUUCCUGUGUCAGUACCAGAGAGUUUAUGUCAACACUUACAGAAAUGUUCAACAGAACGUAUUUGUCCACAUGAAAAAUAGAGAGAGCUCAUUUUAUGAGGCAUUCAGUAUAAUGGGUUAGGUAGCAUUGAACACUGGAGUGAAUUGCCUUCAUUGUCACUUUCAUUCAGUGUUAUUUGGACUUCCCAGCAACAGACUUGUUGGAAGUGGCACCUACAGGAGUCAUGCUUAGCUAACCUGGAAGUUCAUUUAUGAUAACCCACAAUAAGAUGGAAUAGCAAUACAAAUGAUCUAACAAGAAUACACACUUCAGAAUUGCUUUCUAAAUACCAUUAUGAUUAGAUGAAGUUGUUUUAACUGAACAAGCAACUAUCAAUGAAUGAUCAUUUAAAGAAAAGUUUGCCUUCACUAGCAGCAGAAUGAGUAAUGCUGCAAUGAACCAAUUAACAAUAAGCUCCCAAUUUUUAUUGUGCUAUCACUAGGAGAUGCUAAGCAAUUGUAUGAUGCUUCCAAUGACAAAGAAAGAAAAAUUGGAAAUCAGUCCAGUCGUCAUUUACCAUUGUACAUCUCCAACUGCCAGAUGUACAGACUUGAGAGGGUCAGAAGCAAGUUUUCAUUUGCCUUCUUCAUAUUUCUACCCAUCCUUGGUUUCAUCUGUUUUGUAUUGAUACAAUGAUAGAAAUGGCAGGAAGCUUGCAUGAAGGUGGACCAGGUGGUUUUUGGGAUGUGCUAGAAUUAUUCACUUAAAAACAGAAUAGAAAAUUAUUUCUUAGAAUUACUAUGUGUAAACGGAGACCAAAAAUGCACUGAACAUAGUAUCAAAGGAAUAAUGUUGUCCUACUGUGAAAUGUAUCCUUAUGUGUGCCUUAUAUCAAUUUUGGAGUAAUAUGCAACGGCAUUGUUUAUGUUACAGCACUAUCCUUUGAAAUAAGAAUUUAGUGGAACAUUUGUAAUUCCAGACCAUGACAUGAAAACGUAGUAAUUUUGGAGGAAAUGGAAUUGUUUCCAGAAGUAGUAGUAUCUUCUGGCAAUGGGAGGAAGAGAGACAGAAUAGAUUCCGUUUCUGUUCUUGUUUUCAUCCUAUUUGCAAGUAUUUCAGGUUGUGCAUUUUUAAUGCUGCACUAAAUGAUCAAAAUUACACAUAGAAGGUCCAUUGCAUCUGCUUUUCAAACUGAGCUCACUCCAAAUUUUUUUUUUGCAUAUUUCUUUUUAUGGUUUAAAUAUUUAUUCAGUUUCCAUCAAAAUGAUGGUGUAAGCUCUAUUGCCAAGUCACUUUCAGCAAAACAUUCCAUUUUCAAAUUACUCUUUUGUAAGCAAUCUGCCUUCAUUCGUCCAGUGAUCUUGUACUUUUUGCCCUCUUGUUACUUGUUCACUUUUUUUUAUAAAAAACAAAAUCAUUAUUUACCAUAUCAAAACUUUCUAAGUUUAUAAAUCCUCUCAGACCUCUCUUAUCUUUGCUAUUGUGAAAAAGCCACAUUAUUUUGAACUUUCCUUAAAAUCAAUGCCUGUUUAUUACCAGAAAUGUCCUAGUUAAUAUUCACUAUUAUUUCUAUGGCUUCAAUUUUAAAAAAUAAUUUGGUGCCAACAACUAAUCAGAGUACACAAUUGUGGCCUGACAGACUUAAUUAACAUCGUCAAAACAAAGGUUAUUUGAUCAUUCAUGCAUGUCCUGUUUAUGUGACUUUACUGGGUGGAAAUUGAUUUCUGUGUUGCCUACAUAACAGGAGGAACAGUUAAAGAGUAAUCUCAUCAAUGGUAAAACACCUUUGGAAUAUGUUGAGAAUAUGUUACAGUGCUAUGUAAGUGCAAGGCAACAUUAACCAGAUCUCUAAUACGUCACCAUCACUUUACUGCUUUGCAUUCAACGCAUCUGUAACACAAAAUUUAUAUUUGACAUUUUAUGAUCCUUUCCCAUGCUUCCACCUUUUAAACAGUUAUUGCAUUUGAAUUACAAGACAGCUUGGGAAGAAUUUAACGAUUAGGUAAUAUUUUGUGCUUCUUUUUUCCCUAAAUUAUUUAUUCUCCCUUCUCUGAGAAACAUAUGCAGCCUAUUCACUAACUUCACAAACCUAUUAGUACCAGCUGUGAUUUUCUUCUAUUUACCAUUUCCCAAGUCAUUAUCAAAAAUCUUCAACUUUAUUUUUCUAGUGGUCAGAGUCAGAACCCUAAUUUAGUAGCCAAUCUAGAGAAAUACCCAUUAAUCAUUAUUACCUAUUCUGUUUCGAGGUUGUCUAUUAAUGUGAUGACAAUCCACUUAUUUUCAUGUGCCAUUGUUUUCCUAACAAAUAUCCUGUGUAGCACCUUUACAAUUAUCUUUAGAAUUUUUUUACAGACACCUCACGUCCUCCUAAUCUUUUGUACUGCCAGAUUUCUUCAAACUCCAACUAAGCAUGCAAGAACUAACUUUUACAAAUUAAUCACUGAAUCCUGCUCUAUUUUCUACCUGGAUCUGCAAUUGUCUAUUUUAUCUAUUGUUUUAAUUUCUAAUAUUACUAAUGUGGAGGUGUGCUGAUCCUUGUCUUUAUCAUAACAGUAACUGAGGAAAUAGGCUAUACUAACUGCUUUGCUCCAUAUAAAUGUGAUCUGCAAGUGUGAUCAAUUUUCAGAUGUUAAUGAUUGUGAAAUAUAGCUUGUAUGAACCUAGAACAUGAUCCAAGAAGAUUGCAGAAAUAACAAGUAAAAUAGAUGAGGCAAAACUGUUGCUAAAAUUUACAAAGUACAAAUUAAUAUUUUCCAAAUGCUAGUUCAUUGUUCUGCUAUCUAUAAACCAGGCCGAAUCAUCUAGGAAAUUCUUUCCUCCAAAUCUUUUAUUUAAGUUAAUCUCGCACUACUGUUUGUUUAGUGGUUACAUAUUUUACAUUCUGCUUUCUACGAGACUGUAGCCAUAAUUUAAUCAAACUGCAUCAAUAAUAGCUCAUUGGAAGAAUUCAGAACUUUUAAAAAGUUGGAUGAUAUUUUCCAUUUCUCCAGUAGGUCAUUUUUUAAAAAUUAAGUCUCUGUCAGCUCUUAAAAGCACCCUUUUACUUUCCUUUUUCUGCUUGCUGUUUCUCUCCCUCAUUGUCCCUCUGUCAGUAUUUAAUUAAGGAACUUAUUGCUUAAGUUGUUGCAUAAUGAAUUAUUUAUAUUGUCUUCAAACAUGUAACAUAAGUUUUUCACAAAAUAUAAAAUUAACAUUGUUUAUUUUAUAUCUAUCUUUUACUUAUUCAAAAUCAGUGAAGAAUGUAUGUGCUUUCCAAAGGGUUGUUUUAAAAUGCCGAAGAACAAUCAUUUUAUAUUAUAUGAAACAUUACAGUAUUAUGAUUGAACACUGUGCAGAUUAAUUAUACAAAUGUAUCCUGUUUAUUUACAUCUUAAACAAUUAGUUAAUGUUUUGUGUAGACUUGUAUGACUUUAGAAAUGUUUACUAAGGGAUUUGUAUGAUGGUUAUAUAAUAUCAUUGAACUGUUAUUUGUAUACUUGUUUAGUUUUAAAU
Molecule: messenger RNA, 6177 nt
Organism: Stegostoma tigrinum
Lineage: Eukaryota; Metazoa; Chordata; Chondrichthyes; Orectolobiformes; Stegostomatidae
Exons: 17
Coding region: 564-2360 (598 amino acids)
Biological process (GO): positive regulation of hippo signaling
Cellular component (GO): cytoskeleton; cytoplasmic side of apical plasma membrane
Source: RefSeq, a predicted model, not a curated record